CUGAGGGGAGCGUGACCCCUGACGCCCGGUUCUUGGGAAAGCGUCGUCUUCGUCACCCCUUCACCUGCUGCGGCCAGGACGGAAGUCAGCACCCUGAGCGCUCACCCCGCGGCAGUCACCUGGGCGGCCGCUGAGAGGAGGACUAGCAGCAGUUUAAGGCUUUCUCCAGUCUGGGCCACAGAGACCCCUUUUUUGGAGGGAUGACUCGAGAUGAAGAAGAGGACGACGAGGACGAGGAGGAAGAAGCCCCGUGGGGCCGCGGGAGCUCCAGGUUUGAGGGCCCCCAGCCCCCCGAGGAGUUUGGCUUCGGCUUCAGCUUCAGCCCAGGAGGAGGGAUGCGUUUCCAUGAUAACUUCGGCUUUGACGACCUAAUUCGGGAUUUCAAUAACAUCUUCAGCGAGAUGGGGACCUGGACCUUGCCUUCCCGCCUUCCGGAACUUCCAGUUCCGGGUCCUGAGUCCGAGACACCCAGUGAGAGACGACGGGAGGGACAGACACUCCGGGACUCGAUGCUUAAGUAUCCAGAUAGUCAGCAGCCCGGGACCUUCAGGGGGGUCUUGGAGAGUGACGCAAGAAGCGAAUCCCCCAAACCAGCACAGGACUGGGGCUCCCAGAGACCUUUCGGUGUGUUCGAUGGUAUGUGGCCUAUGACCCCCCGUUCUAGAGCCAGAGAAGACAAUGAUCUUGAUUCCCAAGUUUCCCAGGAGGGCCUCGGCCCAGUUCUCCAGCCCCAGCCCAAAUCCUAUUUCAAGAGCGUCUCGGUGACCAAGAUCACUAAGCCAGAUGGGACAGUAGAGGAGCGCCGGACUGUGGUGGACAGUGAGGGCCGGACAGAGACCACGGUAACCCAUCAGGAAGGAGAUGGCCAUCCUAGAGAUGAUCCAGAAUCACCAAAUCCUGCAGCCCUGGAUGGUGCCUAUUCCAUCCUGGAUUUAUUCCUAGGACGCUUGUUCCGGUCCCGGUAGCCUUGUCAACCCUCAGAGGCCUUCAGAUUCUUUCCACCCUUGGCGCACCAUCAGUGGGCUUACCUUUCCCUCCGGCCGCCUCAGGGCCUUGGGUGUGAAGAACAGUGAAUUGGGGGUAUGUCAGUAUGUGACUCACCCAAACUGACCAAUAAAACCUUUAUUUAUGCUAA
Molecule: messenger RNA, 1135 nt
Organism: Lontra canadensis (Northern American river otter)
Lineage: Eukaryota; Metazoa; Chordata; Mammalia; Carnivora; Mustelidae
Gene: HAX1
Product: HCLS1 associated protein X-1
Exons: 7
Coding region: 201-965 (254 amino acids)
Biological process (GO): regulation of actin filament polymerization; negative regulation of apoptotic process
Cellular component (GO): sarcoplasmic reticulum; apical plasma membrane; mitochondrion
Source: RefSeq, a predicted model, not a curated record